This is a messenger RNA of Salvia hispanica, 1631 nucleotides long. RefSeq names its product ethanolamine-phosphate cytidylyltransferase-like. Gene Ontology annotation, cellular component: cytoplasm. NCBI's taxonomy places the organism in Eukaryota, Viridiplantae, Streptophyta, Magnoliopsida, Lamiales, Lamiaceae. The record is from RefSeq and is a predicted model, not a curated record. Gene Ontology annotation, biological process: phosphatidylethanolamine biosynthetic process. Gene Ontology annotation, molecular function: ethanolamine-phosphate cytidylyltransferase activity.
AUGUAAACCUUCUAUUGUAUUCUUUCUCGAAGCCAAAGAUCCAAUCUUUUUACCAUAUUUCUUAGUACAAAGGUUGUCAUUGGUAAAUCUCCCACCAAAGCAAGAAAAAUUGGUGACACGGGAGGCACCAACCAAGAAAAAGGUUUGUGUCUCCUCUUGUAUUGAGUUGCAAAGGACCAAAGCAAGAGAAGGCAGAUGGAAUUUGAGAGCAGCAGUUGGAUAAAAGAUGGGGUUUGUUUCUAUCCCCAUCUCUUUGGUGGUAUUAUGAUCACUUGUGCGCUGCUCAGUUUCUCAACGAGUUACUUCGGUAUGAUUGGUGUCCCACCCAUGCCUCACCUUUUUCCUGACUUGAGGGUUUUCCACAAGAAAAAAUCCGCUAAGAAACAUGUUCGUGUAUAUAUGGAUGGAUGUUUUGAUCUUAUGCACUACGGUCAUGCCAACGCACUGAGACAAGCUAAGGUACUGGGAGAUGAAUUAGUUGUUGGAGUUGUCAGCGAUGAAGAGAUCAUAGCCAAUAAAGGGCCUCCCGUUUUGUCUAUGGAAGAGAGACUUGCACUUGUUAGUGGAUUAAAGUGGGUGGAUGAAGUAAUUCCUAAUGCUCCCUAUGAGAUUACAGAAGAAUUUAUGCACCGACUUUUUAAGGAUCAUAAAAUUGAUUAUAUAAUACAUGGUGAUGAUCCUUGUCUUCUUCCUGAUGGAACUGAUGCCUAUGCUCUAGCUAAGAAAGCUGGUCGCUACAAGCAGAUCAAACGUACAGAAGGUGUAUCCAGUACGGAUAUUGUAGGAAGGAUACUUUCGUGGGUGAAAGAAGCUAAUGUCGGCAAACUAUGCUUAGAAUCAUCUCAAUCGGAUGAAAGUGAAAAUAUAAACAGCAGCGCUACUAACAAAGUUCAAGCAAAGGGUGUCCAGGUUUCAAGUUUCCUCCCUACUUCAAGAAGAAUUGUGCAGUUUUCAAAUGGCAAGGGUCCUGGACCAAAUUCCCGCGUUGUGUACAUCGAUGGUGCUUUUGAUCUUUUCCAUGCUGGACACGUGGAGAUUCUAAAGAGUGCCAGGGCACUUGGUGAUUUCCUUCUUGUUGGUGUUUAUCCCGACCAGACUGUGAGUGAACUCCGUGGCUGUCGUUACCCGCUGAUGACUCUCCACGAACGCAGCCUUAGUGUGUUGGCCUGCCGUUAUGUCGAUGAGGUCAUUAUUGGUGCGCCUUGGGAAGUCACAAAAGAUGUGAUGACCACAUUCAACAUAUCUUUGGUGGUACACGGGACAGUAGCUGAGAAGAACCCUUUCUCGAACCGAAAACAUGAUCCAUACGCGGUUCCAAAAUCUAUGGGGAUUUUCCGAACGCUAGAGAGCCCGAAAAACAUCACUACCACUUCGAUAGCAGAGAGAAUCAUUGCCAACCAUGAGAUUUAUUUGAAACGAAAUGCAAAGAAAGAAGCAAGUGAGAAGAAAUAUUACGAGGAGAAGAAAUUUGUGGCAGCAGACUGAGUAGAUCCAAUUUUGUUCUUAGGAAUCCGUCGAGAAAAAGUUCGAUUGUUUUGUAGAAUUUUAUUACGGCCAGUUUCACCUCUAUCGAUCGGUAUGUAUUUGUAAAUUAUCAGAUGCCACCUCUUUUAUUCGUUUAUUUUUUCGCA